Messenger RNA from Erpetoichthys calabaricus (reedfish), 3350 nucleotides. It is a transcript of the gene slc6a7, whose product is annotated as solute carrier family 6 member 7. Bases 244 to 2178 code for a protein of 644 amino acids. Gene Ontology annotation, biological process: sodium ion transmembrane transport. The transcript is spliced from 17 exons. Lineage: Eukaryota; Metazoa; Chordata; Cladistia; Polypteriformes; Polypteridae. Gene Ontology annotation, cellular component: membrane. Gene Ontology annotation, molecular function: L-proline transmembrane transporter activity. The record is from RefSeq and is a predicted model, not a curated record.
ACAUGACAUCCAGAUGGGGUGAGAAAACAAUCAUAUACCAUGAUCUAUCCAUCUAUCUGUCUAUUGAUGUGUGAAAAGCAGGCAUCCUGAAAAAAGAAUUAAGCGAUACAGAGUGGUGUUGUAGAGGCAGAGGAGGGGGAAGGAGAGGGCGGUUCAGCAGUGCGUCGGUACCUUUCUGAAGAGGGUGUGGCCAGCCGGCUUCCAGAGGAAGAAGACACACUUCCAAACUGUUGAGCUGAAGAAAUGACAAACACCCCUGGACCUAAUUUUAAUGGAGUGGCAACAACAACAGCACAGCCAGAGAGCCAGAAUCCAGUUCAAUUGAAUGGAGUCGUACUACAAUAUAAUGAAUUCAAUCCAUCUGCCCAGCACCAGUCACCAGUUCAGCAUCCCAAUAACAGCUGCACUCCCAGUCCUCCAGCCUCCACACCUGCACGGGAAAAGUGGGCAGGGCAAUAUGAGUUUUUGCUUUCCUGUAUCGGAUAUUGUGUUGGACUUGGAAAUGUAUGGAGGUUCCCUUAUCUCUGCUACCGUAAUGGUGGAGGCGUCUUCUUGAUCCCUUAUACUAUUAUGCUGCUCUUCACUGGGCUGCCUCUCUUUCUUAUGGAGCUCAGCCUUGGACAGUAUGGAUCAGCUGGCCCCAUCAUGGUCUGGAAGUGCUGUCCUCUCCUGAAAGGCAUUGGCAUUGGGAUGCUGCUGGUUUCCACUUUUGUCUGCCUCUACUACAAUGUCAUUAUUGCCUGGACUUUCUAUUACCUUGGCAUGUCCUUCCAGAACCCUCUGCCCUGGUCGUGUCAGGCCAUUGCAAAUGCUGGCCUCUGUAAGCCCAACGGAACAAACGCAUCUCUCCUGAGUGCCAGUGAAAUCUUUUGGAACACUCGUGUUCUGGGAGUAGUCAACAGCAAAGGCCUAAGUGACCCCGGACCAGUGAAAUGGGAAUUGGCCAUUUGCCUACUAGUAGCCUGGAUUGUAAUCUACCUUUGUAUGCUAAAGGGCAUUCGCAGCUCAGGCAAGGUCGUCUAUGUGACAGCCACCUUUCCCUACUUUGUGUUAUUUGUGCUGAUUAUUCGAGGUGCUACACUACAGGGAUCCUUGAAGGGGGUCCAAUUCUACUUGACUCCUGACUGGAAGCGUCUUCUGAGUGCACAGGUGUGGAAUGAUGCAGCAUCCCAAAUCUUCUACUCACUUGGCAUUGGCUUCGGUGGGCUCCUGUCAAUGGCGUCCUAUAAUAAAUUUGACAACAACGUAAUCAGGGAUACUCUCGUCAUUGCCAUUGGAAAUUGCUGCACCAGUUUCUUCGCUGGAUUUGCCAUUUUCUCUAUUCUGGGACACAUGGCCUGGAAGAAGAACGUCCCAGUUGGAAAAGUAGCUGACACAGGUCCUGGACUGGCAUUUGUGGCCUACCCAGAAGCACUGGCUCUUCUUCCUGGUUCUGUUUUUUGGUCCAUUUUGUUUUUCUUGAUGCUCUUCAUGCUUGGAGUGGAUACGCUGUUUGGGAAUAUGGAGGCAAUCACGACAGCAGUCCUGGACGAGUUCCCAGUGUUGCGGGGAAACUUCAAAAAGAAAUGUCUCUUCUUGGCCUUACUCUGCUUUGGUUUCUACCUCAUGGGAUUGCUGCUCAUCACAGAUGGAGGAAUCUACUGGUUCACGCUGAUCGACUUCUACAGUACCAGCUUCGGCCUAAUCAUCAUCGCCCUCUUCAUGUGCAUUGGCAUGACCUUCUUCUAUGGUGUAAACCAGUUCUGCCAGGACAUUGUUGAUAUGGUCUGCAGGUGCCCACCGUGGUGCACUAAACUGCUGAUGUACUUCAAAGCAUGUUGGGUUUUCUUCACUCCUGUACUUUUACUGUUCAUUCUGAGCUACAUUUUUGUUGAUCUGUACAACACCCCUCUGCGCUAUGGCUCCUACAUCUACCCUCGCUGGGGAAGGGCACUGGGUGUGUGCAUGGGAACCUUCUGCUGCAUUCAGAUUCCAUUCUGGGGCAUCAUGGCUAUCUGGAGAGAGUCUGGAACGCUGAAGGACAGAUUCCAGAAGGCUAUCCAGCCACUGAAUUCAUGGCGUGCAGCCAGCAGACAGAAUGACGCUCCUCCAGAAAUGGUAGAUGUCCCAUACUCGGUGAACCUCGCUGAUGCAGACUUCACUAGUCAAGAGUGGGAAAGCAACACUAGUGAGGCCUGACACUCGCGCUGGACGGCUUCUCUUUUUUAUUUGACCAACAAUGAACAGGUGCUUCCUUGUAAAGAAGGAAUGGCAAAUGGAAACAAGGGUGCAGGGACCUUGUGCCUCAUGAAGUCCCAGUUUUUAGUAGAUCUCCUUGUAUCUCCUUGUGGUUUAUCACCACUCAUGCAGCCGUUAUGCUGACUAUUACAGUAAUUUAUUUGUUUUUACUCCAUUCCAAGCAUAACUUACUCUGCAAGAGAUGAAUUUUAGAACCAAUUUUCUUUCACACAGGAAUGAACAUCUCAGCCCAUCCAUUUUUGCAGGUUUUGCUGGCGUAUGUUAGGUUCUGUGCCACAUGGUGGUCUGUUUACCUCAAACUUUAUAGAAACUGGCAUUCACCCCAGUGCUCCUGGAAAUGGAGGGCUGACAAAAGUGAGAUCAUUCGCCCUGCCAUUCAGUGUGUCUCGCCCCUUUGUAAGUCACCAUUACGUGAUUGCAGGUUUAUCUCCUCGUUCCUGCAAUAAUCACAAUGAACAGUCAAGUUGUUUCUUCAGCAGGUGUGAUCAGUUAUAGAUGUUGAAAUUGACCUGUGCUUUCCAUCUGGUCACACUGAUGAAACGCCCCACAACUGUACAAUAAGCCAGGAAGUUGCAGCACGAGAGCGGCAGAGACAGCCGGUGAGAUGUGGACCAGCCUUCAGCUGAAGACAACAGGGAUGGACAAACGGGGACAACGUAAAGAUGUUAAGGAUUUCCAAUCUCCAGAAGCCUCUGAGGAAGACUGAUGACGGAAGGAGGGACAGGUGCGCUGAACUAUAUGGUUUCAUGAUCGGCACAUCCCUGAACAGAACUCCACCAUCAUGACUGUACUCACACUUGAAAUUUGUACAAAUUAAGAAAAAAAGAUUUAGAGCUGGUGAGUAAAAUUGACAAACAAAACAAAAUAUAAUUAUGUCAACAGAGGACAGACUAACCCUCUGAGAUAAUGGACAAACCAUAAACAUUAUAUUCAAAGAAAAUCAGGUUUAUGUUUGUACUUCAUUCUGUGACAUGCAACGCUUAUUUGUCCUGCUGCGACUCUUUCUGAUGUGGACUUCAGCAUUUAUGGGCAAGGAAUUUGACUCAACCAACAAUGUGUUUUGUCAUAUGUAUGUAAUGUACAGUACAUAUUUUAAUAAAGUAUAUAUAUAU